This is a messenger RNA of Melitaea cinxia (Glanville fritillary), 1349 nucleotides long. RefSeq names its product lysosomal acid phosphatase-like. The record is from RefSeq and is a predicted model, not a curated record. Gene Ontology annotation, molecular function: phosphatase activity. The transcript has 6 exons. The coding region runs from base 1 to 1188 and encodes 395 amino acids. Gene Ontology annotation, biological process: dephosphorylation. NCBI's taxonomy places the organism in Eukaryota, Metazoa, Arthropoda, Insecta, Lepidoptera, Nymphalidae.
AUGGAGUACGAAAAUGAUGAUACUUGGCGAAGGUCUAAUUCACCGAAGGAGGUUUCAUGUCAUCCUAUACCAAAGAAGUCGACAACUACAGCAGUUAUCGUAUUGGGACUCGCUGUCCUAAGUUGUUUACUUGGCUAUUGUGUGCUUAGUGAAACACUGCCUUAUGAGUCGAAAACAUUACGUCUUGUUAUUAUUUUCUUUCGUCAUGGAGCUAGAACACCAGUAAAGUCAUACAAAAGUGACCCUUUUAAGAACUACCAAUGGCCCGAUGGACUUGGUAGUCUUACAAAUGCUGGUAAAUUACAACUAUAUGAAUUAGGCAAAAAAUAUCGUGCCUACUAUGCUAACUUCAUUCCCGAGGAAUACUAUGAAAAAGAUGUGUACAUAAAGAGCAGUGAUAAGUCAAGAUGUAUGAUGAGUGCAUACACUUUUCUUGCUGGUCUGUUUCCCCCUUCAGAGAGACAACAGUGGCAUCCUGAAAUAUUGUGGCAACCAAUACCAGUGCAUUCUUUACCAAGCCAACUUGAUAAUAUAGUAGCAGCUACAAAGCCUUGUAAAGCAUGGAAAGCAAUAUAUAAUGGGCUAUUAGAAAACGUAAAUUCAGAUCCAAAAUUCACUGAAGUCUUUGACUAUUUGAGCAAAUACACAAAUCAGAGUAUGCGUAGCAUUUUGGACGUAGAUUUUCUUUACAGUACAUUGCAAACACAGCAGGAGGCUGGCUUAAAGUUACCCGAGUGGACUAAGAAUGUAUUUCCACACAAAAUGAAAGUACCGUUCAUGCUAAGUUUAGCUCUACUUUCGUACAACUCGACUUUACAAAAGUUUCAUACUGGUCCCCUGCUCAAUGAGAUCAGGCAGUAUCUAAAAGAGAGUGUGAACCACGCUAACGUUGAUCGUUCCUUGUAUAUCUACUCGGGCCAUGAUGUGAAUGUAGUGUCAUUGUGGCGAGCUUUUGGUUUUGAAGAACUCUUGGAACCGGAGUAUGGAGCUAGUUUAACUAUUGAAUUGCACGAAGAGGUUGAACAGGACAGUUUCUUUAUCAGGUUAUUCUACCGGAACAACACGAAAGUCGAAGUACCGAUGGAACUCAAACUACCAUUUUGCAAUGAUCCGUGUACUUAUGAGAGGUUUAUAGAACAUCUGGACACGCUCAUACCAACUGAUUGGGAAGUCGAAUGUCAAAAUUAAUAUAAACAGUAGGUACCUACUUUACGUACUUAUAUGUUAGAUAAAAAUGUGUUAAGAUGUUAUUACUGUCAUUAAUUAAGAAGCAAGCAAGAAUGAGGAUAUUAUAAACAUUUGUCAAAAUUUCCAGGUUAUAAAAUAUUAAAGCAAUAUUUAUGUCAAAA